AUGGCCAAGGACAACAAGAACAUGGCCCAGAGUCCGCGGGGGGUCGUCGAACCCAUCGAGAACUAUGGUUCUGACGCUGAGCAUCCCAAGGACACACCAGACAAAGAUACACAUGCUGUGACCGAAAAGGAUGGCAAAGCUGAAGGCGCCCUGCACUUUGUCACAAAGCGCGACAUUGACGAUACGACGCUGUGGUACAACCAGCACAAGCCAUCUGCCCGUACCCUCGAUCCUCACCAAGUCAAAAAGAUGAAGCGCAAGAACUUUUGGUUCCUGUUGAUGCAGACGUGGUGGGUCGCCUUUUUGAUUCAUCUCGACAAGUCGACGCUCUCUCAGGCCAGUACCAUGGGCAUAUUCGAAGAUGUCCACAUCAAAAAGGACGAGUUCAACCACCUAUUUGUCAUCUUCUUUGCCGGGUAUCUGAUUGCGCUCUGGCCCGGCGCUGCUCUUGCACAGCGUAUUGGUCAGAAGCAUUUCAUUGUUGGCUCGCUGGCUAUCUGGGCUCUGCUUCUGGGGAUGCAUCCGCUUGCCAAGAAUUACUCGCAUUUGAUCGCGCUUCGAUUUCUUCUUGGCAUGGCCGAGUCCCAGAUUGUCCCGUCGACGACAGUCUUACAUCAAGCCUUCUUCGCACCCAAGCAGAGCCCUUGGGUACAGCUGCUGUGGUGGGCAUCGGGCAGUUUUGCCAAUGUCCUCCUCACCAUGGUCUCGUACAGGCUCAUCGUCGACGACAACCAUCAUGCUCUUGCUGGAAAUCUGAGUUCGUGGAAGUGGAUGCACAUCAUAUGUGUCAUCCUGACCUCUAUUGUCGUCAUUCCCCUGGCCAUCUUCCUGCCCAACUCUCCCGUCGAUGCUAAAUGGUUGACGGUGGAUGAAAAGAUACAUACAAUUGAUACAAUUCGUGCCACUCAUGCUGGUAUCAGCAACAAGACGUUCAAGUGGUCGCAGGUUCGCGAGUGCUUUACCGAUCCCAAGAGCUGGCUCUUUAUUUUGCACAUGUUCUUCAAUGAGCUGCCCAACAAUACUUCACAGCAGCUUCCACUUAUUCUUGUUGGAUUCGGCUUCACGCCCGCGCAGAGCGCCCUGUUCAACAUUGCCAAGCCUCUGUGGGGUUCAUUUCUGAUUCUCGUGUCGGCGGCGAUGCUAUACUUGACGGAUCUGGGCGUGGGCUAUACCUGUGCCAUUUCAUACAUUCCCUGUUUCGUUGGAGGCUUGAUCAUGCUGACUGCGCCAUGGUCCAACAAGAUUGCACUGGUGGUGGGUACGCAGAUUUCGACCUUUAAGCCGUCGUACCUGUUGGGUCUCUCGUGGGCCGGCACGACUACCAUUGGCUACACAAAGAAGCUCUAUGUUAUGUCGACCUGUAUUGUCGCCGCUUCGGUGGCCAACAUGAUCUCACCCGAAUUUUGGCAGUCCAAGUACAAGCCGCGCUACAUUCUGCCUUGGGGGUUUAUGACGGCUUUCUGGUUCAUUUCUCCCAUCAUGUGUCUCAUUAUUCGCUUCUACCUGCAGCGUGAGAACAAGAAGCGUGCUGAUAUUCUUGCCAAGCGGGGCAGCGACAGCGACAACGACGUUCUUGAAAUUGGCAGUGAGAUUAUGCAUCUGAAAGACGAGGAUCUCGACUUGACGGACCGUCAGAAUCUGCGUUUCGUAUACCCGCUGUAG
Messenger RNA from Beauveria bassiana ARSEF 2860, 1662 nucleotides. Its product is annotated as putative allantoate permease. Gene Ontology annotation, biological process: L-cysteine transport; transmembrane transport. The record is from RefSeq and is a predicted model, not a curated record. Lineage: Eukaryota; Fungi; Ascomycota; Sordariomycetes; Hypocreales; Cordycipitaceae. The transcript has 4 exons. Gene Ontology annotation, cellular component: membrane. Gene Ontology annotation, molecular function: L-cysteine transmembrane transporter activity. Bases 1 to 1662 code for a protein of 553 amino acids.